UGAAAAUGUCAAUUUCAAUAGUUUUAGGACACCGAUUGCUGUGCUUCUGUGACACUCUGAGCACUCGGCUAGGAAUUCGAGAAUGGAGCAUUCUCACUUGAUUCCUAUUCGGAUCAUAAAUUUGUAAACAAACCACCAAGGGAAGUCAGAACGAAAUCUUGUUUCAAAUCAUAAAUACGUCUGACAAGCCAGAAGAGUUGGAAUUACAAAAUAACAACAAUGGAUGAAUUACUUACUCAAGCGGAGACGUGUGUUCAGCAUUGCUUGAAUAAUGAUUGGGAUCAAACUAAAAGCUGUUUACAAAAUAUAUUAGCAAACGAUAACGGACUGAAGACUGUUGUGCCUGGAACUUUUUUGCAAUUUCUGAAUGAAACCUUGAAGUGCUUGUGUGAGAAGAUUGGCCACAAUGAUGACAACCAAUCAAAGCAGGUUCAAGCCUGUGCUGCUGAAGGAUUUCGCUGUCUGCGUCAGGCCUGUGCAUUGAACACCGAGGUGCAAAACUGUAUUUCCUCAUGUUUGGACCUUUUAGAGAAUGUAAAGACAAUCACAGAGAAGAUUCUCACCAUAGAUGCUCAGAAAGACAGUGAAAAUGUCAUCAAGUGUGCCACACAGUUUCUGGGGAACGCCUGCGUCUCCAAUACACAGAACCAAAAAGUGAUAUGGGAUUUAUUCUUAAAUCAGUUUAGACUUUUCCUGCACCACGCUGACAGCAAGGUGUGCGACUACACCUGCAUGGUGGUGCACACCUGUCUGAAAACUGUUGCCAGAAGUGACCAGUGCCUGCUGACCAGCACCUCAGCCCAGGACAUUGUCCUGACGUGUAUAGAGGCCACAGCACAGAAGGAUGUGGAGUGGGGGUUGUAUGUCCUUGAGGACAUGCUGAAGAACGAUUUGUUCCUGCCGACCCUGUACAAAAAGAUGGGGCACAAGGAAAGACUCCUGCUGAUGGAGGUGAUGCUGGCAGAGAUGGUGGAGCUGCCCGACGACGCCAGCUGUGGUGACCUUGACCCUGGCCAGUUCGCCAUCUCCCAGGCGAACCUCCAGUUCAUCGCGGAUGACGUCAAGAGGGAGUGCAACCUCAUCCUGACCCUCAAGACCCCCGAGACCACAGACCAGGAGAUGGCUUUGGUCAUCGCUAAAGAGCUGGAGAUCCUCAGUAUGGCAGCCCAACAUGUGGUCAUGUACCCCGCGAUACAGCAGGACGCUGACCUCUUGACCUGCUCCAUCAAUCUACUGCGCAGCAUCAAUGACAUCGGCAAGUCUGGAGGGAACGUCUUCAGCAGGGAGGAGAAGGCAUCCGGUAUGGACAACAUAGAUCCACAUCAUCCGGUGUUUGGCUUGAAGAAAGACCUGAUCAGACUCAUUGCCAACAUGUCGUACAAACACCGAGCUAACCAAGAUCUGGUGCGGACACUGGAUGGCAUCCCCUUGCUGCUGGAUAUGACAAUGUUAGACUGUCACAACCCUUUCAUCACCCAGUGGGUGGUCCUGGCCAUCAGGAACUUGGUGGAGAACAACAGAGAAAACAGGGACAUCCUAUCUGGCAUGUCACUACAGGGCAUGGCUGGCCACAUCGCGGCACUCAGGGAGGCGGGGAUACACACGGAGCUACGAGGGGGGAAGGUCGUCGUCAAACCUGUUGUUGACUAGGUCCUGCUCAUCUCUUGAGGUCCUGCUCAACUGUCAAAUUAGGUCCUGCUCAACUCAUACUUGCCUGAAUACACCUACUUAAAUUACCUCUAAAAAAAUAU
Molecule: messenger RNA, 1751 nt
Organism: Physella acuta
Lineage: Eukaryota; Metazoa; Mollusca; Gastropoda; Physidae
Product: ataxin-10-like
Biological process (GO): neuron projection development
Cellular component (GO): cytosol
Source: RefSeq, a predicted model, not a curated record